AGACCAGGGGAGUCUGGCAGAGUUCCUGCUCCUCCCAGGCUGAUAUCAAAGGGCAGCAGGAGCUGUGACAGAAGGCAAAUAUUCAGACCAGAGCCAGAUGAGGCACUGAAACAACAAGAGGAAAAGCAAGAGCAACAGAAGAUGCUCCUGGAUGAAAAAACAAUUCAUCAGGUUAAUUCUGGUUUGCCUGGAGGAAGUGAGAAGGCAACCAAGAGCAAACUAAUGGCAGAGGAGGGUAGCCAUCCUGCAGGAUGCCCGAUUUUUCCCCCUUGGUGGGCAUAAACAACACCCACAUGGCCUCUGCUUGGUGAAGAUCACACAGAAGAAAUGGCUUUCUUUUCCUAGAGGAAGAAUUUUCAUCUGGGUUAUUUACUGGAACCUCCUUCUGUUAACUGUUUGGAGCGCUGAGGGGCCGAUGGGAUGGCCAGCCUCCAGACCGACAUGGAAAUGCUCUAUCCCGAGACAGUUGUACACGUGGGCAGGGUGACUUUUGGAGAAGAGAACAGGAAGAAGAUGACCAAUGGCUAUCUGAAAAGAACUGAGAAUAAGAAAAUCAUCCAGGCCACGUGUGCCCUGUUAAAUUCUGGAGGGGGUAUGAUCAAAGCGGAGAUUGAUGAUAAAACCUACAGUUACCAAUGCCACGGGCUGGGACAGGAUCUGGAAACUUCUUUCCAAAAGCUCCUUCCUUCCGGUUCACAAAAAUACCUUGACUAUAUGCAACAGGGGCACAAUCUCUUGAUUUUUGUGAAGUCCUGGAGCCCAGAUGUUUUCAGCCUCCCCCUCCGGAUUUGCAGCUUGCGCUCCAAUCUCUACCAGAGAGCUGUGACCUCCACAGUCAACCUGAAUGCGGUCAGUUCCCUGGAGCUCCUCAGAGAGAAGCAGUCUAGAGCCCAAAGAGGGAGACCACAGGUGAAGGAGCUCAGUUCUCAGAAAGUUCCCAACAGAGACAUUCAGGAAGAGGAAGACAUGAGGACAUCUGCCUCAGAGUUGUUUCAAAAGGACAAACUCAUGUAUAAGGAGAAACUCAAUUUUACUGAGUCAACCCAUGUGGAGUUUAAAAGGUUCACCACCAAAAAGAUCAUUCCCCGGAUUAAAGAAAUGCUGCCUCAUUAUAUUUCUGCAUUUGCCAACACCCUCGGGGGAUACCUCAUUUUUGGGGUAGAUGAUAAGAGCAAAGAAGUAUUUGGAUGUAAGAAAGAAAAAGUGAACCCUGACUUACUAAAAAAAGAAAUAGAGAACUGUGUAGAAAAGUUGCCAACGUUCCACUUCUGCCGUGAGAAGCCACAGGUGCAUUUCACUACCAAAAUCUUGAAUGUGUACCAGAAAGACGUCCUGUACGGCUACGUCUGUGCGAUUCAAAUAGAGGCCUUCUGCUGUGUUGUAUUCUCAGAGACCCCGGAUUGCUGGAUCAUGAAGGAUAAUUCUGUCACAAGGCUGACGGCGGAGCACUGGGUGGCCAUGAUGCUGGCUGUUGAGUCAGCAACUGCCAGUUUGACCACUGACUCCAGCUUUCCCCUGUGCGCCCCAGUUCCAACAGCACUGGGAAGUCCAUCAUCUCCCAUGAAAGUCCUAGAAUUUAAGAGACCUCUACAACAACGUCUGUUUCCAGUGACACGGGAAGAGAUACAGUUUAAACCAGAAUCCCUCUGUAAGAAGCUCUUCUCAGAUCAUAAAGGACUCAAGGAAUUAAUGAAGACACAGAUAUAUCCUUGUUCUCAAGGGAUUGUGGUAUUUUCUAGAAGCUGGGCUAGUGAUGUUGGCCUAAGGAAGGAGCAGGAUGUCCUGUGUGAUGCUCUCCUAAUAGCAGUGAACAGUUCACUGAUACUCUAUACGAUCGUAAUAAAUCCUGGUUGGAAUGGAGGGCUUGAGUAUGUCCGAAAUACUGCUCAUCAGUUAAAGCAGAAACUAGGAACUGUUGGUGGUUACACAGGGAAAGUGUGUGUUAUCCCGAGGCUGCUGUACCUGUCCAGCACACAGCAUGGCCCUGAUGAAAUCCCCGUGCACUAUCCCACAUCCUACAGGCUUGCCACCAAGGAUGACAUGGAAGACUUGUUGCAGGCCCUUAUCGUAGUCUCACUGUGUUCUAGAUCCCUUCUGAGUGACCAGCUGGGCUGUGAAUUUUUCAGCUUGCUCAUAGAGGAGCAGUGUGAGUGGCUUUCAGAAAGCCUUCAGGAGACACGAGAAUUGUUCAUCCACUGCUUUCCAGGAACCAGGAAGACAGCCCUGGCCAUAAAGAUCGUGGAGAAAAUUAAGGAUUUGUUCCAGUGCAAACCUAAAGAGAUCCUUUAUGUUUGCGAAAGUGACUCCUUAAAGGAUUAUGUGAUCCAACAAACCACCUGCCACGCUGUGACCCGGAAGACCUUCUUACAGGGGGAGUUCCUAAAGAUUAAACACAUAGUGAUGGAUGAGACUGAGAAUUUCUGCAGCAAAUAUGGAGACUGGUACCUGAAGGCCAGGAGCAUCACCCAUCCAAAGGUGAGGGGAGCUGGAAGUGAAAACCUUCAUCGUGGAAUUCUCUGGAUUUUUCUGGACCCUUUCCAAGUCCGUCAUGCGGAUAUUAAUGGCCUUCCCCCUCCAUCUGCUCAGUUUCCUCGAAAAACAAUCACCAACGGGAUCCACUGUGCUCUCGAAAUAGCAAUGGUCAUGAAGGAAGAAAUGAAGAGAAUCGAAGCCAAUCCGCCCUCCGGCAUGUCCCCAGACACACUGUCAUUGUUCAGGGAAGCUGCCUACGAGGAAGCAGCACGUGCCCAGGCUCUGCCUGGGGUGUGUGAGACAGAGGCUAAUCUGACUAUGGAACAGAUUGUGAAGCGGGUGGCAGAAAGGUGUCACGACCUGUUCCAGUGUGGCUAUCGGCACAAAGACAUUGCGAUUCUGUGCAGGAAAGGGGAGGACAGAGGACGCUACGAGCCCGCACUGCUGAAAGCAAUGGAAUUAUUUGAAACCUGUGGAGCAACCAAGGUUGUGUUCAGCCAGGCCUCCGGGGUUUGGGGCGGUCACAUCAUUUUAGACAGCAUUCAGCAGUUUUCAGGCCUGGAGAGGAAUAUUGUAUUUGGGCUUAGUCCAGAAUGCGCCCUGUCCGAAGAAGCUCAUAAGCUCUACUUUGCUUCACGAGCCAUUAAACACCUCUAUCUGUUCUAUGAAAAGAGGGCCGCUUUCUGAAAAUUAUUUUCACAAUACAGGCAGCCAGAAAGAGGAGAGUCCCUUCUCCCAGGCAGGUGGCAACAAAUCCUUCUCACGUAUUAUCAGUGAGGAGAUUGAGGCACAGUAAAUAUGGCAUGGAGCCACAGAAAUAUCUCUAGGGAUUGACCCUUCCCCUCCAUGUGCUGUCAUUGUCCUCUUCCCCGUCCACAUCACCUCCUGCCUGUACAGUCAUAGAAGACUGUUGAUUGGUCCCUUGCCUCUGGUUUUCCUAGUCUGGUCCAUCUUUCAGGGACCAGAGGUUGUCCUAAAUAGAGAACAGAGUGUGUGACAUCCCCUGCCAAUGUAUCUGCAGUGAGUCCCUGAAGUCUUUAAGCCAAACCAAUUUCCAGGUCUUUCCAUGCUGUACCCUGACUUACUCUCCUAAUGUAGCCUUUGUUCUAUGUCCUCUCCCAAUAUGUCUAAGGCACCCCAGCCUCGCUGGCCUAUGCUGGGAGUGGGAGGUAGGAUGCCCUCUAGGCUCCUAACUUUGACUGGGUCUCUCAAGGGCAACACCUUGGUCAGACCUCCUACUGGCUAUGGGUCUCAAGCUUUAUGCGUCCAGAACUUGAUUUCCUCUUUUCGCUAAGUAGGGAUUAGUCUCUUGGG
Molecule: messenger RNA, 3786 nt
Organism: Lontra canadensis (Northern American river otter)
Lineage: Eukaryota; Metazoa; Chordata; Mammalia; Carnivora; Mustelidae
Product: protein SLFN14-like
Exons: 6
Coding region: 421-3159 (912 amino acids)
Biological process (GO): mRNA catabolic process; rRNA catabolic process
Molecular function (GO): ribosome binding; RNA endonuclease activity
Source: RefSeq, a predicted model, not a curated record